Lolium rigidum is the source of this 363-nucleotide messenger RNA. RefSeq names its product cortical cell-delineating protein-like. Bases 1 to 363 code for a protein of 120 amino acids. Lineage: Eukaryota; Viridiplantae; Streptophyta; Magnoliopsida; Poales; Poaceae. The record is from RefSeq and is a predicted model, not a curated record. The transcript has a single exon.
AUGGCGCCCUCCAAGCUGGUCCUCUUCCUCGCCGUCAACCUGGCUCUCCUCGCCACCACCGCGCACGCCUGCGGUCCAUACUGCCCCAGCCCCACCCCACCGCCAACCUGCUCGAUUGACACUCUGAGGCUGCAAGUGUGCGCCAACGUGCUGAACCUGCUCAAGCUCAACCUCCCCGUGCCGGCGAAUGAGGAGUGUUGCCCGCUGCUGUCCGGGCUCGCCAACCUCGAUGCCUCCAUCUGUCUCUGCACCGCCCUCAAGGCCGAGAUCCUUGGCAUCAAACUCAAUGUCCCUCUCGCCUUCACCCUCCUCCUCAACCAGUGCCACAAGACCUGCCCCGACAACUUCACCUGCUCCAGCUGA